AAAAGAAAAAGAAAAAAUAGUACAGGCGUGGAGGGCUUCUCAGAUAAAACCCUUCGUCUGCUUACUGCAAUUGGCGCUCUCUCUCUUAAAAGUCCAGAGAGAGAAACACAUUCAGAGAUGGAUAUGGGCAUGAGCUUAAGUUUUUCUCUUUUCCUUGUGCUUAUUGUAUAAUGAGCAAAGCUUUUAUUUUCUUCUUCUCAGAAGAAGAUGGCUCUGCAAGAAGAACCCCAAGAGCUACAGAACCCUCCAAUGGCUUUUGACGCUUUGUUUUGUGAAGAAGGUCUUGAGGAAGAUUUGGGAGACAAUGGUAUUGAGGAAGAGAGUGAGGGUUGUGUUGGGAAUAUGGAAAAGCAGUCAACUUUCCCUCUGGUUUUGCUAGAAAAUGACUUUUUUUGGGAAGAUGAUGAACUUGCCUCUCUAAUCUCCAAAGAGGAACAAACACAUGUGUGUUUCAGUGGUUCAAUCUCAGAUGGGCCUUUAAUGGCGGCUAGGAAAGAGGCAGUGGAGUGGAUUUUGAGUGUUAAGGCACACUAUGGGUUCUCUUCUUUGACCACUGUUUUAGCUGUGAACUACUUUGAUAGGUUCAUUGCCAGCCUACGGUUUCAGAGGGACAGGCCUUGGAUGAGUCAGCUCGCUGCCGUCGCUUGUGUGUCUUUGGCUGCCAAAGUGGAAGAGAUCCAUGUGCCUCUUCUCUUAGAUUUGCAAGUGGAGUCGUCAAAGUAUGUAUUUGAAGCAAAGACCAUUCAAAGAAUGGAGCUUUUGGUGCUAUCAACUCUUGGGUGGAGGAUGAAUCCAGUAACUCCAAAUUCAUUCUUUGAUCAUAUUAUCAGGAGGUUUGGUUUGAAGAUCCACUUGCGUUGGGAGUUUCUGUGGAGAUGUGAGCGCCUCCUUCUAUCUUUCAUUGCUG
Messenger RNA from Prunus avium (sweet cherry), 907 nucleotides. The record is from RefSeq and is a predicted model, not a curated record. Lineage: Eukaryota; Viridiplantae; Streptophyta; Magnoliopsida; Rosales; Rosaceae.